AUGGACUUGUUGGUGCUGAAGCCGACCCACGGCGCCCUCUGCGCUGUCGGAAUCGGCCUGACCCCUCGCUGGAGCCCGCCCCAAAUCGCUCUGGCGCCAGCCCACCACGUCACCCGUCUCCUCGUCGGCAACACCCCUCAGGGGCAGUGGCUCGCGGUGGUGAGGGCCCACGGGUUGAUCCAGCUCUACCAGCGGCAGAUCGACGACUACGUCCUCUAUAAGGAGUGGAAAAACGCCACGGUAAAGCCGUCAGACAAUAUCGUCGCCGUCGGCUUCGUCGCCGCCCGCUUCCUCUACUCUUGCUCCGCCGACGGCAAAUUCGUCGUCCGCGACUUGGUCAACGACGACGCCGACGAAAGCUGUCGUGUCUACCACGUCAGCGGUCCCGUACUGGCGGUGGACGUCGCCUACUCCGAUGCGGGGCGCCUGUUCACCGUGGCCACCGCGGGCAAACACAACGAGCUCAGCGUGUAUACCAUCGAGCUGACGCCGGCGCCAGCCCCCGACACCGCCAAACACAACUUUAACGGAGCUGCCCGCCUCGACUGGGAUAGCUACCACCACAUCAACUUGCUGUCCGUUGAUUUGCCCCGCGGCCGCUGGAGACGGCUGCUGGGCUCGGCCCUAGCCCUGAACUUGCUCAUUGCCCGCUGGCACGCCCUGACCAGCCCCAAAGACUACUUGUACACCUGUCUGCCCCACGACACCCUCAGCUGCUGGAUCUCGCUGGUGGUGAUGGUUGGCGGCGGCACUGUGGCUUGUGGCACGCAAAUGGGCGAGCUUGUGGUGUAUAACCACAGUGGCAGUCUCCGCACUCCCACCCACCGCGUCAAAUUGCUGCUGUUUGGCCUCGAAGUGAAACCAGCAGCCAACCACGCCCCACCCACCGAUUUGGUGUACUUCACUGACGGGAUGGCGUUAGCCGGAGUCAUCGACAUCUCCCGUAUGGAAAUCAUCCAAAAGUUUGACAUUUCCUCGGUAUUUUCCGGCCCCAUCGUCGACUGGCACGUCUACCGUGGCGUCCACCGCAACCAGCCGUGGUUCAUGGUGGCGCUGGCCAUGGACAAUACUGUCGCCGUACUCCUGUUCACCAUCCACCUGAAACUCCCGCAAGUGAAAUGGCAAGUCGGCUGCGACACGACGGUGCCGCUGGUGUGUGUUUCGUGUCCUCCCAACCAGGUGUACAAUAAGCUUAUGGGAGUGUUUGAACUGGCCACCCCCGCCAUCGAGCCUCACCUCCCUCGCCGCCGCCAACUGGCCCCCGCCCUGGCGCUUCUGGAGACCCACGUGGCUGCGUCGGCUUCGGCUACCACUACGUCGCCGUUCGUCACCUCCUCCACUUUAGUCGGCGGUGGUGCCCACGACCUGCCCAAGCGCAAGUUGGCGGAUAAGGUGCGCCCGUUGAAGAAGAAAAAGCUCCAUGAGUUGCCCGUCACCAUAGAUAGCCCCCGGGAGACGAAGGUCGCCGCGUGUGACGCGUCCAAGUUGGUAACGUAG
This is a messenger RNA of Diutina rugosa, 1497 nucleotides long. RefSeq lists its product as uncharacterized. The record is from RefSeq and is a predicted model, not a curated record. Bases 1 to 1497 code for a protein of 498 amino acids. Gene Ontology annotation, molecular function: protein binding. Lineage: Eukaryota; Fungi; Ascomycota; Pichiomycetes; Serinales; Debaryomycetaceae. The transcript has a single exon.